Phaeoacremonium minimum UCRPA7 is the source of this 1401-nucleotide messenger RNA. RefSeq names its product putative duf895 domain membrane protein. The record is from RefSeq and is a predicted model, not a curated record. The transcript is spliced from 2 exons. NCBI's taxonomy places the organism in Eukaryota, Fungi, Ascomycota, Sordariomycetes, Togniniales, Togniniaceae. The coding region runs from base 1 to 1401 and encodes 466 amino acids.
AUGGCCGCAUUAGACAAUACCACAGCCUCCGGCUCGACGGGUGAAGAGCCUGAGAAGGUUCACGUUAAAUGGUAUCGCUCUUCCUUUUAUAAUGCGACCAUCCUGGGUAUCUGCAGCUUCGCUGCCCCAGGGCUAUGGGGCGCGAUGAACUCCCUGGGUGCGGGCGGUGCUCAGAAGCCCUACCUUGUCAACGCAGCUAAUGCCCUGACGUUCUGCCUGAUGAUUAUCUCAUGCUGGUUCACAAGCGGUAUCGUCAAGUACGUUGGCAUCAAGGGCGCCCUAAUCAUCGGAACCAUUGGAUAUGCACCUUAUAGUGCCGGCCUCUAUACGAACAACCGCUUCGGGACUGAGUGGCUUGUCCUCUUCGGCGCUGCGUGCUGCGGUAUCUCGGCCGGAAUCUUCUGGGCUGCAGAGGCAGCUAUCGCUAUCGGCUAUCCGGAGCCAAAGAACAGGGGAAGGCUGGUGGCUUACUGGCUAUCGUGGACGCGACUUGGGCAAAUUCUUGGUGGCGCUAUUAACCUUGGCCUGAAUGCAGACCGGAAUGAAAGUGGGAAGGUUUCAUACAAAGUUUACCUCAUUUUCAUAGCUCUUCAGUCGCUGGGCCCCUUUGUCGCUCUGUUGCUCAAUCGUCCGUCUAAGGUCCAGCGCUCCGAUGGCAAGCCUGUUGAUUUGUCUAUUCUCGACCGUCCUUGGCAAGAGUUCAAAUCAACCACGAGAACCUUCCUUAGAAAAGAUUUCCUUCUGCUCGUCCUCUGGAUUGGGCAGGGGGUUUAUUCCGAGUCAGUCUUCUUCAGCUACAUUGCCCUUUGGUUCAGCGUGCGAGCUAGGGCUUUGGGUUCGUUCAUAUCAGGAAUUGUAGCUGUUAUUGCAGGAAACCUGCUCGGUUUGUGGCUCGACCAGAACGAAAUUGACUUGAAGAAACGGGCGCGAUACGCCUUUGGAGUCAUCAUGACGUUGCAGGGAGCUUGGUGGAUUUGGUUGACUAUCAAUGUCACUGAAUUCAACCGCACCCAGCCAACUUAUGACUGGAGUGAUCCAAGCUUUGGUCGUGCUUUCGGCGUAUUUAUCUUCCUCGUCGCAGGGUUCCAGCUCAACUACAACUUUGCCUUCUUCCUGAUUGGUCGGCUAUCCUCCAGCUCACAAGAAACAAUCCGACUUUCAGCUCUCCUGAGAGGCACCGAGUCCGCUUGGCAAGCGCUCAGUUAUGGCCUUGGCUCCAUCCCGAUAUUCGCCAGUAUUGGUGGCACUUACCUGAACUUUGGCCUGUGGGGGUUGUCACUGAUUCCGGCGUGGCUCGUCAUCCGGACAAUCGGCACAUCUAAUAGCGGCAAUCGGGAUGAAGAGGAUAUUUCUGAUUCCCAGACAGUGACCGUGAAGGAUAAGGUCGAAUCGAGCGAUUGA